AUGAAUGAUACGAGGGAAAAUGAAAUUUGCGAACAAGCAAUGAACCAAGUGGAGUCUAGUAUUCUCAAAUAUCUUUGUGAUGAAUUAAAACUGGAAUAAUUCACUGAUCCACAAUUGAAAUAAUUUAUCUAUGAAGACUCGAAGAAAAAAUAGAUAUUCUCUUUACGUUCCCUAGACUCUGAUACUGAGACUUAAGAUAGCUUAUCUUGCUCUUCCAGCAAUAGAUGCUCCCUCUAAUUAACUCGAUCUCCACUCAUUCUCAAAAGGUUAAGUGUUCCCAUAACAGAACAAAUUUGA
Paramecium tetraurelia is the source of this 297-nucleotide messenger RNA. RefSeq lists its product as uncharacterized. NCBI's taxonomy places the organism in Eukaryota, Ciliophora, Oligohymenophorea, Peniculida, Parameciidae. The record is from RefSeq and is a predicted model, not a curated record. The transcript has a single exon.